AUGGCCGCCUCCGGGGCUAAGUGUCCGAAGAGUGAGAAGUUGGACGAGGCGCAGGCUUUAGCCAAAAGCUGCGCGGGGAGACCAGACUUUCUGCCGUGUGAUGGACUCUCCAUCUGCGCCACGCACAGCCAUGGAAAGUGCUUCAAGCUGCACUGGUGCUGCCACCUGGGAUGGUGCCACUGCAAGUACGUGUACCAACCCAUGACCAACGUGUGCCAGCUGCCCAGCACGGCGGUUCCAACAACAUCCACCGAGUACAGCAGCACCAUGGACCUUUCCGUUUCCCUGGCAGAGCGCUUCCUAAAGCUAGCGCCCUGCUUCCGCUCGCCCCCUCACCUGGAGUCCCCCAAGUACUGCGUGAUCGCCGACCUGUUCGUGGACGACUACGUGGUCAAACGCAUCAACGGAAAGAUGUGCUACGUGCAGCGCCCUUUACCGCCCGAAGCGCCUCGCCCGCCCGCGCCUCAACCACAACCCACCACCGAGGCUGCGCCGCCCGCCGACUACAAACGCGCCUCCCCCCUGAACAAAGUCAAGGGUCCCAAAAUGGACCACUGCUCAUCCCCGUCCAGCUCCGAGGACUCCGGCAUCAACGCGCUGGGCCUGCACUGUAUGGAAUCGUGCGAGGACGAGAGCGAGCGGGAGGACGACGAGCUGAGCACGGAUGGAAAUUCCAGCCCCGGAAGCCUGUGGGAUCAUGACGACAGCUCCCUCCUCUCGCCCUCCAAGUCCACUGUGGAGAUCAUCGAAAAGAUUGAAACAACUGUCUGA
Nerophis lumbriciformis (worm pipefish) is the source of this 771-nucleotide messenger RNA. Lineage: Eukaryota; Metazoa; Chordata; Actinopteri; Syngnathiformes; Syngnathidae. The record is from RefSeq and is a predicted model, not a curated record.